ACGUUGCGAUCAUGUGAUCUCUGCUGGAACCAAGGAGAAGGAAAGAUGUCGCCGACUGGCUGGCCUAGGAUGGAGGCUUUAUCCUUUACCUUGUGGGUUAUCCUUUUCCUCUGCACGACUGAUGUCCGUGGGGACAGUUUGACGGUUCUGCAGGCUCCUGAGUUUGUGUCGUUCCAGAAAGGAGAGUGGCCCGUCUCUGGCGAGAAGAUUCCUGACCUAGUGGCCCUAACAAUGGGCUUCUCUGUUCAAGAGGAUCUGUCUUGGCCGGGCCUGCAGGCUGGUCUCCUGUUCCAGCGUCCUCGCGCUAAUGUUCUGGUGGUGGUCCAAGGAGCUGAUGGCCUCACCUUUCCUCAGUGUGUGGCCUCCUAUCCCUUGGAGAAUCCGGUGCCCUUCACCCUGGAUAGUGUCGCAGAGACGGUGCACUCCCUGUUCGCUGAGGACACGCCUGUUGUGCUGCAGCUCGCACCGAGUGAAGAGAGGCUGUACAUGCUGGGCAAAGCUAACGCCGUGUUCGAGGAUCUGCCAGUUACCUUGCAGCAGAUUCGAGGUCGUCUGUCCCAAGACGGCUCCGUGCUGGCCACCCUGCCCCUCAACUCACUCAGCAGGAACGCAGAGGCUGAUUUGCUGUUCCUCUCUGAGAUCCAAGUCCUGCAUGACAUCACAGCUCUGCUGCAGAGGCACAGGCAUCUGGCCAAGGACCACUCUCCAGACCUUUACUCCCUGGAGCUGUCGGGCCUUGAAGAACUGAGCCGUGUCUAUGGACAAGACUCUCCUCAGUACCACGAUGCCAUCGCCAUUCUCUCCUCUGUCCUGCAGAAGUUUGCAGAGGACAUGUACGGCCUUUAUGGCAACAGUGCCGUGGUGGAGGUCGUGACCGUGAAGAACUUUGAGGCUCCUCUCACUAGGAAAUCCCGCUCAAUUUUGGAAUCCAAACAGAUCAGCAAUCCAGGCAGCCCUUACAAUUUAGCCUACAAGUACAACUUCAACUACGCCGUGAUCUUCAACAUCAUACUGUGGCUGAUGAUUGUGCUGGUGCUGGCGGUGAUUGCCGUGGGUUACAACCUGUGGAACAUGGACCCGGGAUACGACAGCAUCAUCUACAGGAUGACCAACCAGAAGAUCAGGAUGGAUUAAAAACCACGUCCCUCAAGGACUCACUCACUCAAUCCAUCCAUCCCCUUGUAUUUCGUGAGUGAUCGUUUUUGUGCUUUGUGUUUGUGACUUGAAGUAAACGAUGAGUGAGCAAUUGGUUUACGAUGCUGCUGUGGUAGUUGAAAAUGGAUAUCAACAUUAUAACACAUCAUUCCUUAAGGUGUCUGUUUUUGUAAUGUAUGGUCAUGUUCUGAAAGAGCGUGAAUUUGUUGUAAAAAUGUUUUAAGUUAAAUAUAUGUGUAUAUAUUGAAAAUGCAACUAUAUGACAGUCUGCUGUACUCAAUGUGAAAAGAUUAUUCUGUAGAGGUGUAUUUUGCUUGAAAUAAUUUCACCUUUAGUUGAAAGCAUCGAUUAAAAAUAGGCAAGUGAAUUUUAAAAUUGCAAAGAUGAUGAAUAAAUUAUGGCUCACAA
Messenger RNA from Syngnathus acus (greater pipefish), 1563 nucleotides. RefSeq names its product ATPase H+ transporting accessory protein 2 (gene atp6ap2). Bases 46 to 1134 code for a protein of 362 amino acids. Gene Ontology annotation, molecular function: signaling receptor activity. The transcript has 9 exons. Gene Ontology annotation, biological process: positive regulation of Wnt signaling pathway. The record is from RefSeq and is a predicted model, not a curated record. Gene Ontology annotation, cellular component: membrane; external side of plasma membrane. Lineage: Eukaryota; Metazoa; Chordata; Actinopteri; Syngnathiformes; Syngnathidae.